Messenger RNA from Dermacentor silvarum, 832 nucleotides. RefSeq lists its product as uncharacterized. Bases 176 to 832 code for a protein of 218 amino acids. The record is from RefSeq and is a predicted model, not a curated record. NCBI's taxonomy places the organism in Eukaryota, Metazoa, Arthropoda, Arachnida, Ixodida, Ixodidae. Gene Ontology annotation, molecular function: sequence-specific DNA binding. The transcript has 6 exons.
GCCUUUUGCAUGACCCUACAGCGCAUGCGCAGAACCCUAGCGGCCAGAGUAACAAACAAUUCGUACGGCGUCGUCGACGACCCGGCCGUGUACCCCGCAGUCGUGUUGGAGGCGCGAGCAAUAACAAAAUCGCAGUUGAUAAAAAAAACAACAACAAGAAGGUCCUGUCAGCGCGAUGCCGUCAACAUGUGCUGCUUAUGGGUGUACUUCUCGAGGUGUGCCCGGCAGCAACAUCCAUUUCUUCCGCUUCCCAUCGGUGAAACGUGAUCGCCAGCGCCGUGAAGCAUGGAUCAGGGCUGUGAGGCGCCAAAAUGAAGACAGCAGCCCCUGGGAGCCUUCAGGUUCGGCAAGGCUGUGUGAAAAACACUUCGUGAAAGGAUCGCCAUCCAACUCGCCCAGGCACCCUGAUUACGUGCCUUCUCUGUUUGUUUACACCGAUGAGUUCAAGAAAAAGGACGCUUUUCAUCGCUAUGUACGCACGGCAGCGCGUAUGAAACAACACAGUGAGCACCGACGAGCUGUUUCAGAGAAGCAGGCAGACCUAAAACAGGACUCAAUGGCAAAUGAGACUUCUUCAAAGUGUGAUGAAGACUCUGUGGAGAUGGAACAGACGGACAUAUCAGAUUCCGAGAGCACAGCAGGUUUCACUACUUCAUCACAGGAGUGUGAAGGUGUAGCUGCAUUGCUGAUGCGUCGCACUACUGCCACAGCUAAGGAGCAACUAGAGAAUGUCAGCACAAGCAGUUUCAACGGCCUGCUAGCAGAACAUACUGCAAUGAAGAAGAGAAUUCAAGAGCUCGAAGUCAGAUGUGCGGCUGAGAGAGACUUGUAG